Lytechinus variegatus (green sea urchin) is the source of this 3911-nucleotide messenger RNA. RefSeq names its product lysine-specific histone demethylase 1B-like. The transcript has 17 exons. Lineage: Eukaryota; Metazoa; Echinodermata; Echinoidea; Temnopleuroida; Toxopneustidae. Gene Ontology annotation, molecular function: oxidoreductase activity; zinc ion binding; protein binding. The record is from RefSeq and is a predicted model, not a curated record. Bases 124 to 2742 code for a protein of 872 amino acids.
ACGGACGCGCGCGUUGUGCUGCAGUUAGCGUGACCUCUGCUCUGCUGAUACUCAACGUCGAGUCAAUGUAGAAUUGCAUUUGCAACCAGUAUUGUGCUUUCAUGAUAAGGAGACGUAUGAUACAUGAUGUCUACAAGAAUCAAAAGGAAACCAGCAAAGUAUGCUGAGGAUGAUCCUCCAGCACCUCCAAAGAAAACCCCAAAGAAGCCCCCAGUAUCAUCCACCCCAGAAGUUGACCUGCCCCCCUCAUCAAACACUCCCAAACUGACCACACCCAAGGUGGCCACUCCCAAGGUAGCCACUCCCAAGGUAGCCACACCCAAGGUGACCGCACCGAAACCAAGCAGUACCAAGGCAACCCCAGGCGCCCCAAGGUCUGGUGCCGGCAAACCUAACCAGAAGAAAUCCCCAGAGGGGCAGAAGGAAAAGAAAGUUGACAAGGAUGCUAAAAGACCUCUUCGGAGCUGUGAGAAGAGCAGAUGUCCCGCUAAGAUCCCACAAUGCUUUGCCAAAGCUUCAGACAAAUGCGCUGGUUCUGGAUAUACAGCUCGAUGGUAUCAUCUCUCAGCGGGAGAACAUCACUGCAAUGAAUGCUUUGAUUAUUUCUACAGGAGUCAUCGCCAAGGCUACCAGCGUAUCUCAAACUGGAGGCGUGUUUGGGGCAGCAACGGGAAGACGGAGCCUAGUCUCAAAUCCUACAUGUCGGAUAAAGUGCUUCCGUUCUGGCUUCAAUGUACACAGACUGGCUGUGGCAAGUGGAGGGAGUUCCACUCUACAGAAACCAUAGCCCUGGAGGUUAUACAGAACUUUGUCUGUGGAUUUGAGGCAGGAGCGAAGAAGGGCACACCAUCAGAUCACUGCAGUGUUCUUCAAGACCACAGAGUGGAGCAGACUUUUGAUUUGGAAUGGUUGUCUCUUCUUGUGAUACCGCCCCUCCUCAAGAACUCUCCUGCUGCUCCUUUCCUCACAUCUUACUUUCCUGAUGGAGUCGGUCUCAGUGCAUCCUGCCCCGUUGCAUCGAGAAAUGGAGGUUUAUCCGAAGGGGAUGAAUCUUUUGCUGCAGGAGUGAGUCCCUACUUCCAGCCGUUCUACCAACCCGAUGAACAGGGUAAAGCCCUGUGUAUAUGCCCCGAUGUCAUGGAGCAUGAAGAGGUGGAGGAGUUUCCGGAGUUUGAAAGGGAACAGCAGAUGUACCUUGCUCUCAGGAAUCUGGUCCUGGCUCUGUGGGCGCAGAACUGUAAAGAAUUCUUGACAGCUCAUACCUGCACUCAAAGACUGGUUGUACGAGGCCUGGUGAGGAUAAAGUGUGCGGAGAUCCUGGAACCGAUCGUGGCCUUCCUGACCCGCAAGGGACUUAUCAACACAGGACUUCUCAGGGACCCUCCCAAAGAGCUCCAAGUCUGUCGAGAUGUAGAGGUGGGCAAAGUAAUAGUCAUUGGAGCUGGAGUCGCGGGAUUGUCCGCAGCCCGUCACCUGACCAACCUGGGUUGUGAUGUCACAAUGCUGGAGGCUCGGGACAGGAUCGGAGGAAGGGUGUGGGACGACCACUCAUUAGGCUCCUGUGUGGGUAAAGGAGCUCAGAUUGUCAAUGGAUGCAUCAAUAAUCCCAUUGCACUCAUGUGUGAACAGGGCGGUUUCAAGCUUCGUAAGAUGCAUGAGAGGUGUGACCUGCUGGGAGAAGGAGGGGUAGUGACCGAUUCACACGUAGACAAACGGGUCGAGUUUCAUUUCAAUGCUAUGUUAGAUGCCAUCGCUGAAUGGAGAAAAGACAAGUUCUCAAGCUCAGACUCGCCGCUAGGAAAGAAAAUCAUGGAGAUGCACCAAACGUUCAUGGAUGAAACCAAUUUAACAUUCACAGAGGAAGAAGACAAACUCUUACAGUUCCACAUCAGUAAUCUAGAGUAUGCGUGUGGCAGUAAUCUAGCAAAGGUUUCCUCCCUGCAUUGGGAUCAGAACGAAGCCUUUGCCCAAUUCGCUGGAGACCAUUGUCUCCUGAAAGAAGGCUAUCAAGUUGUCUUUACCGAACUUGCCAAGGAUCUUGAUGUAAGACUACAGCAUCAGGUCACCGCUGUGGAUCAUUCAUCGGAUGAUAUCGUUGUGACAACCAAGGAUGGUCAGACAUUCACAGCUCAGAAAGUGUUAGUGACCAUACCUCUAGUGUUGCUGCAGUCGAAUGCAAUCAACUUCACACCGCCUCUACCUGAAGACAAAACAGAAGCAAUAAAUAGUUUAGGAGCUGGGAUCAUUGAAAAGAUUGGGCUGCAGUUUCCAUCCCGGUUUUGGGAGAAGAAAACACAAGAGACGGACUACUUUGGUUACAUUCCAACAGAUCCAGCAGACAGGGGGUUCUUCUCAGUGUUUUAUGACAUGUCAAAUGAGAACACAGAGAGUAAUGUCCUGAUGUCAAUAAUCAGUGGUGAUGCAGUAGAGAAGCUGAAGACGAUGACAGAAGAAGAAGUCAUGGAGAAAUGUUUAUCAUGUCUCAAGAAACUCUUCCCUAAACAGACGGUACCCAACCCCACCAAGUACUUUGUAACCCAAUGGCAUAAAGACGAGUUCGCUGGUAUGUCAUACAGUUUUGUAGCAUCGGGUGCAAGCGGAGAAACAUACGAUAUCCUUGCCGACUGCGUCGAUGACAAAAUAUUCUUUGCAGGAGAGGCAACAAACCGAAGUUUUCCUCAGACAGUAACCGGAGCAUACCUCAGUGGAAUCAGAGAAGCAAACAAGAUUAUUGCAUUAUGAUGCAGUGUAUGAAUGCACCUUAGAUGUGAUAGUGACUUUUGACCAUUUUGAGUGCAUGUUUGUUGGCGUGUUCACAUGUCAGAGAAAACACAUGCUCCGGUUAUCAUAUGCAUCUGAUCACGGUGAGGAUUGAGUUGUGGUAACAUGCCAUCUCAUCAAACAAGUCGAGCUGAAUAAUCAUGCCAAGGUGGUCUGCCAAUGACAUCAUGGAGAGGCAGUCACGUUUCAGAUCUCGUGUGAAUGCAUCGUGUUCAUUGAUGAUGAUAUGUGUUGUGAAAGAUGGGCCUGUUCACACUAGAUCGUAGUUGGGUUUCGACCAACAGUUCAUAGCUCGGAGGAUUUCCCCAAAUCGGUGUCGUCUUUUGCAUGCAACCUCAUCUUCCAAGUGAUGACAGCGACAGGUCCUAUUUGAAUAGUUCAUGAUCUUAAUUAGUUUUAGAUGAUGACUUGUAGCGCAGUCAAUGGAAUGGUAAAUCAUCAUCAUCUACUGUAGUCCCGUACCUUUGGAAAAGGGUCAGGAUUGUUGACCUCCAUUGCCUUUUGUAAUGUAAAUACACUAUUCUGAAUAUCAUUCUCCAGAUCAGUGAGUAUCACCCAACAGUACUGCAGAUUAUCAACAUCGAUGAUUCAGAAACCUUUGCAUGAAAUUAAAUUUUAGUAUACUGGUUAAUAAGAAGACAUUUGAAGAUCUUGGAUAAACUUUUAUUCCGGUUUUAAUCCUAAAUGCUUUGCAAUUCAAUUUAUUCAAAAUAAAAUACCUUGUACAUAAAAAUGUUAGCAGAUUAUUUUUCUUACACAACUGUUAACAAUUAAUCUUGAUGUAACGAUGUAGAAAAUAACAUAUCUAUAUGAUAAUUAGUGUUCUAUUACCUUCAAGAACAAUUUGUAUUCUUUAUGAUAAACCACAAGCAUCAUUAUUAAUACCCCGUCUUCACAGACACUUUUCUGACCGCCCUAUCCCCAUAAAAGCAGGGCGAAAAAAAAAUCCCCCUUCCUGCUAAGACGCUCCCUCUGGGAGAAAAGCGGGACUAUAUCGGAAAAGAUUUUUCAAAAUUUCAGCCUGCUCCAACAAAGGUGGAUGCGGGGUAGAAAAACAAUUCAACCCAGCUAAUACCCUGUAACAUGUUCUGGGAGAAAAGCGGGAUUGUGUCAAGAAGGAUUUUUCGGGG